Molecule: messenger RNA, 5975 nt
Organism: Loxodonta africana (African savanna elephant)
Lineage: Eukaryota; Metazoa; Chordata; Mammalia; Proboscidea; Elephantidae
Gene: MUTYH
Product: mutY DNA glycosylase
Exons: 16
Coding region: 4051-5655 (534 amino acids)
Biological process (GO): mismatch repair; base-excision repair
Cellular component (GO): nucleus
Molecular function (GO): 4 iron, 4 sulfur cluster binding; adenine/guanine mispair binding; purine-specific mismatch base pair DNA N-glycosylase activity
Source: RefSeq, a predicted model, not a curated record
UCUCUCCACACGCCCCCGCGGGAGCUUGGAGCUUAAAUUCUCGGUUGUCUUCUUCCACACGGCCCAGGGAGGUGGCGGUGGGGUGUGUGGGAUGGCAAUGGGGAAGCAAGGCUUCCCAGAGGAGGUGGCGAUGCCUGAUCUAAGCUUAAAGCGCGUGGGACUUAGGCAGAGAGAGGGUUUGCGGGAAAAGAAGGGUGUUCUGGGCUUGGGCAAGCUCCUAGAGAGAAUGGAGAGCUCAGUGCGUUCCAGGAAGUGAAAGGCGGGGAGGGGGACAUAAGGCAAGGCUGGAGAGGAGGUAGGGAGACUGGUUAGCUGGGAGACUUGUGCAGUGAGCCAGGCAAAUGACGAUCACGAACUGAAUUAAGGCUCUGUCCGUAGGGAUGGUGAGAAAAGGACAGGUUGUAGAGCAACGAGGAGGUAUAAUUGAUCUAGAGGGUGACUGGAUGUGACUCCUCUAACCUGAGAGAGCCGACACUAAAAAAAAAAAACUACCAGAGAUAAAUCCUUCCCCAAGGGCUCUGGUUCCCAUCACCUUGGCCCACAAAGGGCUCUCAGCUGUUUCUCCUUGAUUAUUAACUUUCUAGUCCAUCUUCAACCUCUCUCGCUCUACUGAGUCCUUUUCGUCAUUAUUCAGGAUUGCACAGAUUUUGCCCAUCCUAAAAAACCUCAACCCAUUAAUUCAUUUCACAGUAUUUUUGUGUACAGUUUACCUGGCACUGUGCUCAGCCCUGUGGCUAUAACUGGACAAAAGAGACUCAGUUGUUGCCUCCAUGGAGUUUUACAGACAAGUAGGUGAAGCAGACACCAAUUAAAGAAUCACAAGUAAAUGUAAAAUUACUAUUGCUGUAAGAGCUAGGAAGUCCCUGAGUGGUGCAAUGGUUAAUGUACUCAGUUGUUAACUGGAAGGUUAGAGGUUCAAGUCUACCCAGAGGCACCUCAGAAGAAAGGCCUGGCAAUCUACUUCCAAAAAAUCAGCCAUUGAAAAUCCUAUGGAGCCCAGUUCUACACUGACACACAUGGGGUCACCAUGAGCAGAAUCAAUUCAAUGACAACUGGUAUAAGAGCUACAACAGAAAUACAGAAGAGGGUAAGAUAGGGGGACCUGAUUUGGACAUUAAAGUUAAGACCUGAAGAAUGAAUAGAUGGUAGAUAAAGCAUAGGAGAAGAGCUGUCUAAGCAGAAGAAAUGGGCUGGGUGAAGGCCUCAUGGCAGACAGGCACUUGAGGUUUGAAAGAACUAAAUUCAAACCAAUGUGGCUGGAGCAUAGUGAGUGAGGGUGUGAGGCAGGCAGAGCCCAGAUCAUUGGAGCCUACAAGGCCAUAUUAAGAAGAUCCUCUCUUAUCAUAAGAGCGAUUGGUGUGACAGCCAAAGUCCUCAUUGUGGAAUGGCCCACAAAGUUCUUUGAGAUCUGGCUUCCCCCCACACCCUUUACUUCUCUGACCUCAUCUCUCACCUUCUGCUUAUCACUUACCCCCUCCUCAUUCCAUUCUAAUCAUACUGAUCUUACUGAUCCGCAAUCACCCCAGCACCCUCCUUAGGGCCUUUGGACUUCUUAUAAUACCCUUCCCACAGAUACCCGCAUGGUCAAUUCCUUUAACUGUUUUAAGUCUUUGGUCAAAUAUCACUUCAAUAAGGUCCUAUAAGGAGGAGCCUUGGUGGCACAGUGGUUAAGUGCUUGGCUGCUAACUGAAAGGUCACCAUCCGCUCUACAGGAGAAAGGUAUGGCAGUCUGCUUCCCUAAAGAUUUCAGCCUUGGAAAUCCUAUGGGGUAGUUCUACUGUGUCCUGUAGGGUUGCUCUGAGUCAGAAUCGAUGGCAACAGGUUUGGUUUUUUUGGUUUUAACAUCCUAUAAAGGAGCCCUUGUGGUGCAGUGGUUAAGGUUGGAGGUUCAAAUAUACCAGCAGCCGCCCUGGGGGAACAAGAUGUGGCAGUCUGCUUCUGUAAAGAUUACAGCCUUGGAAACCCUAUAGGGCAGUUCUGCUCUGUCAUAUAGGGUGGAUAUGAGUUGGAAUCGACAGCAAUGGGUUUUUGGUCAACAUCCUAUAAAGUCUAUUCAUUAUGUAUAUUAUUUAUUAUGUGCCCUCAUUAUGCUAUAAGCUCCGUGAGGACAGGAAUCUUUGAAAUUUUAUUUACUGAAGUAUUCUAAGUACCUAAAACCACUUCGCACAUUGUAAGCAUUCUAUAAAUAUUUGUUAAAUGAAUUAAUAGGAAGCCAUUGAAGGUUUUAAGUGAGGAAGUAACAUGAUCUUGAAGAGAUCAUCUUGCUCUUUGGAGAGUGAAUGUUAGAAUGAACUGUGGAAACAAGCAGGUUUGGUGAAGGAAAUUUGGCUAUGAAGGGAAGGAGAGUGGGUCUUGGCUGGAAGGGACUGGAGGAGCAGGACCCUAAGAGCGGAAAAGGAGGACAGUGCAAAUGGAGCUAAGUUUGUGUGUUUAUUUUUUUCUGAGGGAGGAAGCAAGGUCUUUUUAUGAAAAUAAGUGAUGAAGUGGUGAAGUUGAGGGUUUGAAGAAAGGGCUUGAAACAGGUGUAUCAGGAACUGCAGUAUAUAAGAGUGUAAGAGCGCAGCCUCUGAGGGCAGACUAGGUUUGAACGGACAAAUUACUUAAUCUCUACAAGCCUCAGUUUCCUCAUCUCUAAAAUGAAGGUAAUACUAGUACCUACUUCAUGCAGUUGUCAGGAGUUGAUUGAGAGAUUUCAGUAAAGCACUUAGCAUGAGAACUGGCAUAUAGUAAGCACUCACUAAGUGUUAGCUACUUUUAGCUAUUAGAGAAAAGACAGCCAGAAGAACUGUGAGGGAGCAGUCAAGAUCAACCGGAUGCUUUUUCUCAUUACUAGUGGUCAGCCGGCUGUGGCUUACUAGAUCAGAAGAUUAGGAGUAAAAAUAGCUGAUCUCUACCCCCCACUGAUUUACCAUCUGCUUUUGGACAAAUCUCCGUCUCUGAUCCUUGGUUUCUCUUUUCUAUAAAAUGAAGGUUUUGGACUAUUGUUAUAUUAUGUUGUUAUGUUAGGUGCUGUUGAGUUGAUUUUGACUCAUAACGACCUCAUGCGACAGAGGAGAGCUGCCCCCGAGGAUUUUUUAGGCUGUAAUCUCUACAGGGGCAGAUUGCCAGGUCUUUCUCCUAUGGAGCUGAUGGGUGGGUUUGAACUGCCAGCCUUUCAGUUAGCAGCUGAGCACUUAGCCACUGCACCAUCGACUAGAUGACUACUAGAGGCCCUUUCAGCAUAAACAUGCUACAUCUUGAUUUAGGAGAUAAUAUUGGAGCUGUUAUUCCCUGUUCUAGAACAUGACCCAGCUGGAGCUGCGCUCACAAAAACUCACAGCACAUCAACUAGGCCCUGAGGUAUAAAGACAAUAGCUAGGACAAUCUUCGAAAACAUCUCUUAGGGAGACUUUCACCUAAACAAAUCAUAAACAGCACAAAAGACCCACAGACUUUCUACCGUUACCUUUUUCUAUUAGCACUUAGUGAAUAGUAAGAUUUGUUGGACCAGUGAAGACCUUCCUGACUGUCAUUACUGAAUCUGUACCAGUGAUUAUUAAGAAAGACAGUUCAAGAUAUAGAAUCACAGUGAUUUAGCUGUUUUUAGCCAAUCCGUGAAAAGGUGAAGCUUUCAAUGGUUUUGCCCAUUUGUAAUGUUAAUAUGUAUUGAUAUAUGUAUAUACUGAUGACUCUGUAGAGUUCCUUGGACAGACCUGGCUCUGGCAGCAUGGUUAUCUGUUGCCCACUUUGGCAUCUUUGAACAUAUUCCAAAUAAAACCUUUCUUUUUGCUGUACUGUAACUUUGUGAUAUUUUAUCCUAGAACAGUUUCUAAACAGAUAAAUAUUCCAUGCUCCCAGAUACCUCUAAACAACCCCAAAUCCACACACACAGUCACAGUAAGCAUCAGGGAUACACAGGUGCUCCCCAACAGGAGGCCUCGGUCCUUGAACUGGCCCCUAUUCGUUACCUGUCUCCAGGGCUUAUACUAAUGCCAGGCCCUCUGAGGCCAGUUGCAGAAGCUCAGCCAUUCUGGUCAUACUUCAGUGCCACAGCCAGCCAAGAGCAAACCCAUGAGCAUCUCGAGAGUGCUUGAGAAAAGUGAGGCCAUCAUGAGGAAGCCACGACCAACUGGGAGAAGUCACAGGAAGCAAAUGUCUAGGCAAGAGGGAAGGGAGAAAUGUGUCCUCAACAGCAGCCAAGCCAAGCCUUGCAGCCCCAAUGGUCUGGUCAGGCAGCAGGAGAAGGUGGUAUUGCUGGCCUCUGUCUCCCCGUACCAUCUAUUCAAAGACACAGCUGAGGUCACAGCCUUCCGGGGGAGCCUGCUGAGCUGGUACGACAGAGAGAAGCGUGACCUACCCUGGAGAAGGCGGGCAGAGAGUGAGGUGGACCUGGACAGGCGGGCAUAUGCUGUGUGGGUCUCAGAGAUCAUGCUGCAGCAGACCCAGGUUGCCACGGUGAUUGACUACUAUACCCGAUGGAUGCAGAAGUGGCCGACACUGCAGGACCUGGCCAGUGCUUCCCUGGAGGAGGUGAACCAGCUGUGGGCUGGCCUGGGCUACUACUCUCGAGGCCGGCGCCUGCAGGAAGGAGCCCGGAAGGUGGUAGAAGAACUAGGGGGCCACAUGCCACGUACAGCAGAGACUCUGCAGCAGCUUCUGCCUGGCGUGGGGCGGUACACAGCUGGAGCCAUUGCCUCCAUCGCCUUUGGCCAGGCAACCGGUAUAGUGGAUGGGAACGUAGUACGGGUGCUGUGCCGUGUCCGGGCGAUUGGUGCUGAUCCCAGUAGCACCCUUGUCUCCCAGCAACUCUGGAGCUUAGCCCAGCUGCUGGUGGACCCAGCCCGGCCAGGGGACUUCAACCAAGCCGCCAUGGAACUGGGGGCCACAGUGUGCACCCCCCAGCGUCCACUUUGCAGCCAGUGCCCUGUGCAGAGCCUGUGCCGGGCAUGCCAGAGGGUGGAACAGGAGCAGCUCUCAGCCUCCCAAAAUCUGCCACACAGCCUCGAUGUGGAGGAGUGUGCUUCCAACACUGGACAAUGCCAGCUGUGCCCAUCACCCACAAAGCCCUGGGACCGUACCCUGGGAGUGGCCAACUUUCCCCGCAAGGCCAGCCGCAGGCCCCCCAGAGAGGAAUACUCUGCCACCUGUGUCCUGGAGCAGCCUGGGGCCCUUGGAGGCUCUCGAUUUCUGCUGGUGCAGAGGCCCAGCUCAGGUUUGCUGGCAGGACUGUGGGAGUUCCCAUCUGUGACCACGCAGCCCUCAGGGCAGUGCCAACGCAAGGUCCUACUGCAGGAACUGCAGAGUUGGGCUGGGCCCCUCCCAGCCACCCGCCUCCAGCACCUCGGGGAGGUCAUCCACGCCUUCUCUCACAUCAAAUUGACAUAUCAAGUGUAUGGUCUGGCCCUGGAAGGGCAGACCCCGGUGAUCACCACACCACCUGGCGCUCGCUGGCUGACCCGAGAGGAGUUCCACACUGCAGCUGUCUCCACUGCCAUGAAAAAGGUGUUCCGGGUGUACGAGGGCCAACAGCCAGGGACCCACAAGGGUUCCAAAAGGUCCCGGGUGUCUAUCCCAUCGUGCCGGAAAAAGCCCAGCCCAGGCCAGCAAGUCCUGGAUCGUUUCUUUCGGCCCCAUGCCCCCACUGAUGCACCCAGCCUCAAGAGUGCAGCCCAGUGAUGCCUCUGGAAGUGCCCACCCUGAGAAUCCUGUUGUUUAAUAAAGUGUUUAUUUUCUGUAGUCAUUUUGGAAAGCUUUCCACCCCCUCACUCCCCACCUCUGAGGAACCCAGGAACUGGUCAAGUCCUCCUUGGUCCUGGCUUCCACUGGCUGAGCUCCCAGGAGAGGGAAAAGGCAGCUCCAGGGAGCACCUGCCAGUACGUGCCUGCAGUGGACACCCAAUACCCUCAGUCCAGGUCUCAGGUCACCUCUGAUUGGAGCAAUGGCAUUGCCCCAGGGCAGUUGGUUGGGCUCAGCCCUGACCUACCACCUCCCCACCU